This is a messenger RNA of Lindgomyces ingoldianus, 816 nucleotides long. RefSeq names its product acyl-CoA N-acyltransferase. The record is from RefSeq and is a predicted model, not a curated record. The transcript has a single exon. Lineage: Eukaryota; Fungi; Ascomycota; Dothideomycetes; Pleosporales; Lindgomycetaceae. The coding region runs from base 75 to 758 and encodes 227 amino acids. Gene Ontology annotation, molecular function: acyltransferase activity, transferring groups other than amino-acyl groups.
CAGAAAAUAGACAUCUGUCAUUCACGGAAGGGGUUUUGUUUCGAGUGGAGAGGAACCUGAGGGAGAAAUAAAUAAUGGCAACCUGCGACCCCUUCCGCAGCGCCCGCCUCAUCUACCGCGCCGUGCACCCAGAAAAAGACAAAGAUCUGUUCAACGCCAUCAACGACGACCGUAUCGGCUUCCAGAACAGCAACGCCGCUAACAUCCGUCUCCCAGGCCCCGCUGACGCCGAGAAGUUCUUGAAAGAGAUUGCAGAGGAAGUCCUGCUAGGCGCUGUCAUUUGCCUUCCCGAAGCUGCAGCCAUAAGCUCUGCUUCAGCCUCAGAAAAUAUCCGUGAAGCCACUCAGCAGCCGCUGAAGAAAGGGAAAGUAGUGGCGAAAGGGAACGCAGGUACACCGAUCGGCCAGAUCCACCUCAAAGCUGCAAGCCGGCACAUGGCGCAUCACCGCAACACGGAAAUAGGGAUCGAUAUCUUACCCCAGUAUCAGGGCAAAGGGUAUGGCUCUGAAGCUAUUCAAUGGGCGCUGCGGUUUGCGUUUGAAAGGGCGGGGCUGCACAGGGUUACGAUUCGCGCCUUUGAGUGGAAUGAUGGCGCUGUGAGGUUGUAUCGAAAAUUGGGGUUUAAGGAAGAGGGGAAAGUGCGGGAUGAGCUGUGGUUUGAGGGGAGGUGGUGGGAUGGGGUGUUUUUUGGAAUGUUGGAGGGGGAGUGGAGAGAGCUGAGGGCAAAGGAAGGGAAGGAGGAAAUUGAAUUGCUUUAGGGUUGGCUUGUAUGCAGAGCGAGAGAGUGGUAAAGAGUUGUCUGAAGCUACGUUCUCA